Molecule: messenger RNA, 1243 nt
Organism: Gryllus bimaculatus (two-spotted cricket)
Lineage: Eukaryota; Metazoa; Arthropoda; Insecta; Orthoptera; Gryllidae
Source: the annotation of a GenBank genome assembly
AUGCAGGCGUUAGAGCAGGUGUGGCCGAAGCAAGAUUUGGCUGGUCUACCGGGCAUGAGCCAUGAGCACGGGAUGAGACGGAAGAAGGCAGAGAUGGAUGAUGGCGGAGUGUCAGCGUGGUUGGCGGAAGCAAUCCGGGGACGCAGAGCGGCUCCUCUAAUAGAAAUAUCUUCAGAAAGUACGCCACCCAUCACUCCUGGUCAUUCCAUUCGCCUACCAGGAAAAGGAGUGGGAACAUGGAAGGAAAUUAGCUUAUCACGACCACGAGGAAACAAUGCGAGGUACAGUGAUCCUGAUAGAAGUUCAAGCAAUACUUUCAAAGCAAGCAACAUGUGGAUUACAACUUUAUUAGUUGCUUGGACGAGUUUGUCAGGAAUUAUGAACAUAAUCACUCCUUCCCGAUAAUAAUUUUCACACAUGUAAUUAAUAUACCGUAACUUGGAACAUAUUUUUGAUUUCUGUUAAUUGAAAUCAUACUAGUCUGUGUUAGUUCCAAUUACUGAUAACCUGUGUAAAACACCUAUGUAUGGUUUAUUUCAUUUGUUUAAAAAGUUUUAUUACAUGCAAUAGAUACAGAUGAAUAUAAGAACAUAAAAUUGUCAUCCUUUUAUAAGGGAUAAAAAUGACUAGAAAUAACUUGAAAAGAAAGUGAGACCUUGUAUAUUUUAUUUGGUGUUCAACCUGGUUAAUAAAUCACAGUAUUAAUAUUGGUGGAGUAUUAAUGCAUCUCAGGUGUACUAUAUCAGAGACAUAGUUAAUUGUUGAUUUUUGUGAAAUAUAAAUUUUAUUAAGAAGUUAUUCCUUACCAAGUGAAUACAGCCCAAGAAUAAAAUGUAAAUAUUCAAGAAUAAAACAGUUUCAAUUUUUUUUGUAUGCCUGUAUGUUUUGAUUGUUUUGAACCAAAUGUAAAUUUCUUUUAACAAGAAAUGAAAAAAAUCAAAAUUGGUGAUAACAGCAACAUAUUUUCUGUUUUCACAAAUAUUUGAUGUUUCUAACUCUUUAUUUAUCAUCAUACUUUAUACAAUAUCAUAAUAAUUUAAAUUGUUAAAUCAAUUCAUUCUGAUCAAUUUUCUCUUUCAUAUCAAAAUCAUUCAAAACUUAUCAAAAAUCUUGCAUAUUUUAUAUUUUUAAAAUGUAUUAAUUCAUUGUAUUUAUAUCACAUUCUAAUUUUUGUUUUAAAUGUUUUAAUUUUAUGCACUUGAUGUAAAUGUAAUAUAAUUCAAAUAAACUUACUAGUAAUAUA